UCACAUGACUGAAUCCGCCGCUGUGAUUGGCUGGACGUCCGCUCAUUUCUAUGUGGGACAAAGGUGGUGUUGAACUGGUCAAGUUCGCGGCGGCAUCUAUCGCGGUCACUAGGAGAACAACAAUGCUGCUUAACAAGGUACUGAAGGCCAGUGUGCGGACUGGCAUCCGGCUGCAGAGCUCCAGCGCAGCAACCAGUGCAAAGGCAGCCACCGGAGCCCAGAAAUCAUCUCCGGGCUACUCCUUUGAGCUGACAGAACAACAGAAGGAGUUCCAGCUGCUGGCGAGGAAGUUUGCCCGUGAAGAGGUUGUUCCUGCCGCACCAGGUUAUGAUAAAAGUGGUGAAUAUCCUUUCCCCAUCAUUAAGAAGGCAUGGGAGCUUGGUCUGAUGAAUUCUCAUAUUCCAGAGGACUGCGGUGGCAUGGGCCUGUCCAUCUUUGAUGCCUGUCUCAUCACAGAAGAGUUGGCCUACGGCUGCACAGGAGUACAGACUGCUAUCGAGGCAAACUCUCUAGGUCAAAUGCCUGUCAUCCUCGCUGGUAAUGAUGCGCAGAAGAAGAAGUACCUUGGAAGAAUGACUGAGGAGCCACUCAUGUGUGCAUACUGUGUGACAGAGCCUGGUGCAGGCUCAGAUGUGGCAGGCAUUAAGACCCGGGCUGUAAAGAAAGGGGAUGAGUACAUCGUUAAUGGACAGAAGAUGUGGAUCACCAACGGUGGGAAAGCUAACUGGUACUUCCUCCUGACCCGCACUGACUCAGACCCUAAAUGCCCAGCCAGCAAGGCAUUUACCGGUUUCAUUGUUGACGCCGAUACUCCGGGAAUUCAGGUUGGAAGAAAGGAGUUGAACAUGGGCCAGAGGUGCUCUGACACCAGAGGCAUCACCUUUGAAGAUGUAAGGAUACCCAAAGAGAACGUCCUGAUCGGAGAGGGCGCUGGCUUCAAAAUCGCCAUGGGGGCCUUUGACAAGACCAGGCCACCAGUGGCAGCAGGAGCAACAGGCCUGGCGCAGAGAGCCCUCGACGAGGCCACCAAUUACGCACUGGAGAGGAAGACCUUUGGCAGACUCAUUGCAGAGCACCAGGCGGUGUCUUUCCUGCUGGCUGAGAUGGCGAUGAAGGUGGAGCUGGCCCGCAUGGCCUACCAGCGGUCGGCCUGGGAGGUGGACGAGGGCCGCAGGAACACCUACUACGCGUCCAUCGCCAAGGCCUUCGCCGGAGACAUCGCCAACCAAGUGGCCAGUGACGCCGUCCAGAUAUUUGGAGGCAAUGGCUUCAACAGCGAAUACCCGGUGGAGAAACUGAUGAGAGAUGCCAAGAUCUACCAGAUCUACGAGGGCACUGCUCAGAUCCAGAGACUUAUCAUUGCCCGCGAACACCUGGGAAAAUUCAAGAAAUGAACUCUGCAUGUCUGAAUACAUUUGUCGUCCAUGUCAAUGCCAUCAUUUUGUUGUAACUUUUGUAAUAUAUAGAAUAGAUUUGAUCAUAUCAGGUCAGGAUACAUAAUAAUAUGUUGGUUGCCUUACAGUUCAUCACUCAUCAUGCCUUGCUCUUUUUUUUUUUUUUUUUUUUUUUCCCUUUGGGUCAUUGGGGUGCCGUCCUUCUUAUGAAAACUGUAAUCAGUCAAAGAAAUGUAAAAUAGCCCACAUCUGGAAUGCCACUAUGAACACUUUGCUACAAUUAUACCUCAGCUACAUGAUGAAUGUGUGUUGGUCAUUUUAAUAAACUGUAUAGUAUGAGGGGGAAAAA
Messenger RNA from Myripristis murdjan (pinecone soldierfish), 1743 nucleotides. RefSeq names its product acyl-CoA dehydrogenase medium chain (gene acadm). Gene Ontology annotation, cellular component: mitochondrion; cytoplasm. NCBI's taxonomy places the organism in Eukaryota, Metazoa, Chordata, Actinopteri, Holocentriformes, Holocentridae. The coding region runs from base 51 to 1394 and encodes 447 amino acids. The transcript is spliced from 12 exons. Gene Ontology annotation, biological process: fatty acid beta-oxidation; medium-chain fatty acid catabolic process. The record is from RefSeq and is a predicted model, not a curated record. Gene Ontology annotation, molecular function: flavin adenine dinucleotide binding; medium-chain fatty acyl-CoA dehydrogenase activity.